Huiozyma naganishii CBS 8797 is the source of this 981-nucleotide messenger RNA. RefSeq names its product Rab geranylgeranyltransferase BET4 (gene BET4). The transcript has 2 exons. NCBI's taxonomy places the organism in Eukaryota, Fungi, Ascomycota, Saccharomycetes, Saccharomycetales, Saccharomycetaceae. Gene Ontology annotation, cellular component: cytoplasm; Rab-protein geranylgeranyltransferase complex. Gene Ontology annotation, biological process: protein geranylgeranylation. Gene Ontology annotation, molecular function: Rab geranylgeranyltransferase activity. The record is from RefSeq and is a predicted model, not a curated record. The coding region runs from base 1 to 981 and encodes 326 amino acids.
AUGCACGGUGUAAAAAGAAGACAAUGGACAAAAGAUCAGCUUAAGCAGAAAAAAGAAAAGGAUCGGAUGAAAAUCGACGUAUACAGCUCGCUGGUCAACUCAACGCUAGACCGUAGAGACAAAAAUGACCACAGCCUCACCGCUUUAGAAGACACAACAAAGUUGCUCGAUAUGAAUCCUGAGUUCAACACCAUGUGGAACUACAGAAGAGAUAUAAUCGCGAAGUUGAAAACCGAGUUACCACUACAAUUUUGGGAUAAGGAACUGAAAUUUAUCAUGGUUCAGUUGAAAAAGUUUCCUAAAGUGUACUGGAUCUGGAACCAUAGAAUUUGGGUUUUGAACAACUAUCCUGGAUCGCCCGCUUCUGUUUGGGAAAGAGAGCUUGAUAUAGUGAGUGCGUUGCUAGAAGUAGACGCCCGAAACUUUCAUGGCUGGCAUUACAGAAGGAUGGUCGUCGGCAAACUUGAAAAUAUAACUGGUAAAAGCAUGGAUGCCGGAGAGCUAGCUUACGCCUCAAAAAAAAUUAACAACAACAUAUCCAACUUUUCUGCGUGGCAUCAAAGAGUACAACUGAUAGACCGCAUGUUCGCUAAUGGUGAAAUCGAAGAUAGAAAAGAAUUUAUGGAGAAGGAAAUAAACUACCUAACCAACGCUAUGUUUACGGACGCCGAAGAUCAAUCUGUCUGGUUUUAUAUCAAUUGGUUUGUCAAUUAUCCUUUGGUUCAGAGUAUUUUGGGCAAAGAGCAGUACAUCAGAUUUUUGGAGAGUAUGACAACUAACAUCUUGAUGAUCAAUGACGACGACAUCGAAUUUUCAGGUUCUGACAAUAGCUGGUGUCUGAAGAUUUUGUUGGUAAUAGAACAAAGACAAAAGGAACUUUCGCCUGGGUUUGAAUCGCAUUCAGUCCAGUAUUUGGAGAAACUCGUCGUAAUGGAUCCUUUACGUAAAAACAGGUACCUCCACCUUUUAUCCAAACAGUGA